AUGACGGUCUUCGUCUGCUCGCUGUUUCUCCCAAAGACCAUCCAAUUCAACCUGCCUGGCACUCCUCCUCGACGUAAUACGAUACGCAGCCGACCCAAGACAACAAUUCCACCAUCUCAACCACCUGCUGCGCCCGUCACUGAGACUCAACCCAGUCUCUUCAGCCCGCGUCCUGUGAUCACCCCGCCCCAUACUCCGACAGAAGAGACCGAAUCGCCAGACCCAUUUGCGAACGAAGAUGGUCUACGCAUACAGUUUCCACACGAGCUCGGCUCGCCCACCGAUGAGGUUGCCUCAAGUUGGGGAGCUCGUGCUAAUCAGCCCUUGUCGCGAGCCAACUCGCCUCCCCCGGCCGCAAUUUUCGAAAGAGAUAGGACGUUAGAAAAAGCUCGUGAACUUGGCCGGCGAGGUCUUGUCCAGCCUAAGCCACACAUGCGAAGCGACAGCCACGACCGAGUCUUUUCUUCUGCCCCAUGGAGAGUGGUGGAUGCCGACCAAGGCAAUGGCGGACUGCGCAAUGCCGCGGAAGCUGCAGCACGAGAUGGAAAGCUUGGGCAUUAUACUUGGGUGGGAACAUUGGGGAUGCCUACCGACGCCCUUGAGGGAACCCAGCAAAAGAUCGACAUCGAAGAUACAAUGGCAAACGACUACGAUAUGAUGACAGUGUUCUGCUCUGACAAGGACUUUGAUGGCCACUAUAGCCACUUUUGCAAGCAGAUCCUAUGGCCCGUCUUCCAUUACCAGAUCCCAGACAACCCCAAGAGCAAGGCUUACGAAGACCAUUCUUGGAAAUAUUACGUCAAUGUGAAUCAGGCCUUUGCCGACAAGAUUGUCCAGAACUGGAAGCGUGGAGAUGUCAUCUGGGUACACGAUUACCACUUACUACUGGUACCCGGAAUGGUACGAAAGAAACUUCCCGAUGCCAAGAUAGGGUUCUUUCUCCACGUUGCCUUCCCAUCGUCCGAGGUCUUUCGCUGCCUCGCUGUUCGCAAAGAGCUUUUGGAGGGCAUGCUCGGAGCCAACCUUGUCGGCUUCCAGAUCCAGGAAUACACCCGCCACUUCCUGCAGACUUGCAGCAGAAUCCUCAGCGUGGAGGCCACUCCCGAGGGCAUCGAAAUGGAGGAUCGGUUCGUUGAUGUCAUCAACACAGCUAUUGGAAUUGACCCCAUAAGCUUGGAAAAGAACCGUGGCGAACAAGACGUCUUGCGAUGGCUCAAUAUUCUUCAGGAGAGAUACAAGGGCAAGAAACUCAUCGUCGCUCGCGACAAGCUGGAUCACGUCCGUGGCGUGCGCCAGAAACUCUUGGCUUAUGAAUUGUUCUUGAACAAGAACCCGCAGUGGCGCGAGCACACUGUUUUAAUUCAAGUGGCCUUGUCCUCAAGCCAAAAUAGCGACCUGGAUGCUACAGUCUCGGAUAUCGUUACCAGAGUCAACUCCUCUUGGGCUAACCUGGCCUAUCAGCCCGUGGUCUAUCUCAAACAGGAUAUAGACUAUGCGCAGUAUCUUGCUCUUCUCACCAUCGCUGACGCGCUCAUGAUCACAAGCCAACGCGAGGGCAUGAACCUGACGUCACACGAGUACAUCUUCUGCCAGGACGGCAAAAUCUACCCCAAUCGCAAGCAUGGCUCACUUAUCCUUUCGGAAUUCACUGGCACAUCUUCGCUGUUUGGUAAAAGCGAGCUUUCAGUCAAUCCAUGGGACUACCGCCAGUGUGCGGACGCGAUCAAGCAGGCGCUUGAGAUGGGUGACGAUGAGAAAACGCGCCGGUGGGAAAAGCUCCACGAGUCGGUUGCUCGACACACUGGCUCUCACUGGUUUGGGGAGCUACUUUCCCACCUCGACCGUGCUUACGAAGAGCAGCACAAGCGUGCGCAGACAUCGGUGCCCCGACUUUCCAUCCCGGACGUCUGCAGUAAGUAUGAGGCAUCUGGCCGCCGUCUCUUCAUGCUUGACUAUGAAGGAACUCUGGUCAGUUGGGGGCCGGUCAACCAGAUCAUCCCGGUAAGCCCGCAAAGGACUCUUGACGUUCUAAACGAUUUACUCCUGGACGAUCGCAACAUUGUGUACGUCAUGUCUGGUCGUCAACCGGAAGAAGUUGAUCGAGUCUUCCGGCGUGUACCUGGUCUGGGUCUCAUUGCCGAGAAUGGUUGCUUCAUUAAGGAUUGUGGCUCUGAGAAGUGGGUUGAGAUGUCCGACAGCGCACAAAUCGACAACUGGAAGUCUUCGGUCAAGGAAAUUUUGCGAUAUUAUCUUGAACGCACCCCUGGUGCGGAGGUUGAGGAGCGCCACUGCAGCUUGCUGUUUCACUACGACGGUGCAGAAGACCAGGAGGCUGCCGCUCGACUUGCGGCUGACUGUGCUAGUCAUGUAAACGAUGCCUGCGAGUCACAACGGGUCCAUGCCAUUGUGCUGGAUGGAACAAUUGCGGUAGAGCCAAUGGACUGGACCAAGAGUACCGCAGCGCACAAGGUAUUCGAAAAUCUCAACAGCGAGGCUUGUUCGAAAGGCGAGAACAAGAAAGCCGUCGACUUUCUCAUGGUUGUUGGCGAUGGCAGAGAGGAUGAGAAGGUGUUUAAGUGGGCGAACAAGCUCGAAAAGCGACAGACUGUUGAAAGUGUAUUCACUGUCAGUCUGGGCAACAGAAGCACUGAAGCGGCGGCCACACUGACGCAGGGUGUCAGCGGUGAGUUUAUACGGGACUCCUUGCGAUAUUUAACAGAGCGCUGA
This is a messenger RNA of Pochonia chlamydosporia 170, 2727 nucleotides long. Its product is annotated as alpha,alpha-trehalose phosphate synthase subunit. Gene Ontology annotation, biological process: trehalose biosynthetic process. NCBI's taxonomy places the organism in Eukaryota, Fungi, Ascomycota, Sordariomycetes, Hypocreales, Clavicipitaceae. Gene Ontology annotation, molecular function: catalytic activity. The coding region runs from base 1 to 2727 and encodes 908 amino acids. Gene Ontology annotation, cellular component: alpha,alpha-trehalose-phosphate synthase complex (UDP-forming); cytosol. The record is from RefSeq and is a predicted model, not a curated record. The transcript has a single exon.